CAUUUUGCGGCGACAGUUAGUGUUGGCGGAUGAAAAUUUUACGUUCGUUGUAACAAUAACAACAACAAAAUACAAAAAUAAAACAAUAAACCUAAACCAGAAGCAAUAACAACAAAUAAAAUAUACAAAAAAAAACAAAAACGUUGAUCUAUUGUUGACACUGUCGGAAGUUCUUUUUACCGUGAUCCCGGUUGAUUCUUCGGUUUUGACAACAGUUGUCUUAUGAAAACGUAUCGGGGGUAAAAUUGCAAGUCUCAUCUUAUAAAGGGCUCUAUAAAGAACCGCGCGAGCUAUUCGUAUUGAGUGUGUGUGCGUGUGUAUUUGUGUUUAAAGUGUAGACCUGCAGUGUAGGUGUGCAAGAAGUGUGUUUUUUUUUUCUUUGUGCUUGCAACUGAAAAGGUGAAAAUCAACGUCAACUACAACAACACAGCAUUUUAGUGAAAAGGUUCAACUUGCAUAUGUACAAGCAAAUACAUACAUAAAUAACUAAACCGAAAAAGGAAUAAAAAACAUUUUACGUUUAACUCACAAACGCUUCAAAUCAUCAUUAAUUAAACAUAAACAUAAACAUCUAAAAUAUUACUAAACAUCAAAAAAAAUUAAUAAAUAAAAUAAAAAAUUAUUCAUACUUGGUGUAACUGUAAAAUCUACGUGUACAAAAUGCGCGCUUGGGUUGACGACUAUGCAUAAACCUCGGCUAAAUCGUAGAACUUUCUAUGCCGAACGCGAUCGUGAUGAUCCAACGAUGCAUAAUCGUUAUCAACAACAACAGCAAAAGCAUCAGCACAACGCUUUGCUAAAUCCAAAGCAUAAUUAUACAACGUUGAUGUCGUCGUCGUCGUCGUCGUCGUCACCACCGUCGUCAAUGUCGUUGUCGCUGACGUCGUCGUCGUCGUCGUCGUCAUCGCCCUCAUCAACGAACAUUUUUCAUACAAAUUCAAGUAUUGGUUCAAUUAAUUUAGAGGAUUAUAUAACAGCAAUGGAGGCACGUUCCAAGGCAUUAGAUCGUCAACAUUCCGAAGUGGAUGUGUGGGCACAAUUACAACAAAAAGAAUCGGAUAUACUAUUAGCUGCCGAAUUGGGUAAAGCGUUGUUGGAGAAGAAUGAAGAAUUGGUGAAACAACAUGAAAAACUCAUCGAGGAUUAUUCCGCGAAAAUAGAGGUGAGUGAAAGAAAGAAAGAGAGAGAGAGAAAGAGGGAGCGAAGCUAUUAAUUUUAAUGCAGAUUU
Molecule: messenger RNA, 1228 nt
Organism: Ceratitis capitata (Mediterranean fruit fly)
Lineage: Eukaryota; Metazoa; Arthropoda; Insecta; Diptera; Tephritidae
Product: bicaudal D-related protein homolog
Exons: 2
Coding region: 683-1213 (176 amino acids)
Source: RefSeq, a predicted model, not a curated record